Molecule: messenger RNA, 477 nt
Organism: Caenorhabditis elegans
Lineage: Eukaryota; Metazoa; Nematoda; Chromadorea; Rhabditida; Rhabditidae
Gene: F17E9.16
Product: TransThyretin-Related family domain
Exons: 4
Coding region: 3-437 (144 amino acids)
Source: RefSeq, marked reviewed
AAAUGGUUCGAAUUUUUUCCACUUCAUUCUGUAUUCUCUUUCUCAUACUUUUCCCGGUUGCUAAUUCAGUUCUAACUAAAUUCCGAUUCAAUGGAUCUUUCACGUGCUCCCACAAGGUGGCUCCGUUUGUUCAGAAAGUACAAGUUUUCGAACAUGACUAUCUAACGUUUAGUGAUAAAUUAGGAGAGUUUAACGUCUUCCGAACGGUUGCUCCAAAUUGUAUGAAAUAUCAAUUUAAUUUUGAAGAAGACGGUGAUGGAAAACCGGAUGAUGGAUUCUAUGAAAUUUAUAUGAAGAUUUGGAACACUUGUAUGAUUCCUACAAAAUUCAAUUCCAAGAAAAUUUCAUCUUACUGGUUCAAAACGAAACUACCAGUCAUUGAUGGAAUAAUCUAUGCCACCGAGAACGUCAAUUUGGAUAAAUUUUCGAUUAAUUGAACUACGGUUUCUAAAAAUAAAUAAACGUUUUGAAGUCAAA